CCACUCUUUGCCAAAAUGGCUGAUCUCGUUAUUGCUCACUUCAACGACGUUUACAACAUUGCCGAGCGGACGCACGAACCGUUCGGCGGCGCUGCGCGGUUUGUGACUGCGGUGCGGACGGUUGCGCAGCCGAGCGACAAGGCGCUGGUGCUGUUCUCUGGGGACGUAUUCAACCCGUCGACCAUGUCCUCGGUGACCAAGGGCAAGCACAUGCUGCCAGUGCUCAACGCGCUCGCGAUUGACUGCGCAGUGUACGGAAACCACGACGUCGACUUUGGCGAAGAGACGCUCAUCAAGCUCGCAGGCCAGUGCCCGUUCCCGUGGCUGCUGUCCAACGUCAUUGACUCAAAGACCGGCCUGGCACUCGCGCAGGGCAAGGAGACGGUCAUGCUCACUCGCAACGGAUUCAAGAUUGGCUUGAUGGGGCUGAUUGAACGAGAAUGGCUUGAUACGCUUCCUUCCGCCCCGCCGACGCUGGAGUACUCGGAUUUCGUCGAAGUCGGUCAGCGAUUGACGCGCAAGCUGCGCGACGAGGGUGCGGACAUUGUCAUUGCACUCACGCACAUGCGCGAGCCGAACGACGUGGAGCUCGCACGGCGUGUGGACGGAUUGGAUUUCGUGCUUGGCGGCCAUGACCACUUUGACGCCGUCCACCUCGUGAACGGCACGGUGGUUGUGAAGAGCGGGACAGACUUCCGAAACCUCAGCGAAAUCAAAAUGCGCAUGCGAGACAAGGCCAAAGACCCGUAUGCAUCAGAUACGCGCGACCGCAGCGAGACGGCCUUUGGCUCGCUGGUGGACAAGCCCACCACGAUUGAAGGACAUCGCAUCAGCGUCGAUGUGACUUGUUUCGAGAUCACGUCCCGCUUUGAGCCAGAGCCGACAAUGGUCGCGAUUGUUGACGAUUUGUGCAAGGACUUGACGGUCAAAAUGCAAAAGCCCGUGGGAGAAACCACUAUCGGGCUCGAUUGCCGAAUGGAGUCCAACCGCACGCGAGAGUCCAACAUUGGCAGCUUGCUGGCAGAUAUUUUGCGCUCCGAGUAUGGUGCCGACAUUGGCUUGCUCUGCGGCGGUGCCAUUCGGUCGGACGAUGUUUAUGGCCCGGGAGUCAUCACUGCAGGAAACAUUCUCGAAAUUCUGCCGUUUGAGGACUGCUGCAUGGUCGUGCGCGUGACUGGAGCCUCCCUCAUGAAGAUUUUGGAAAACGGCAUCAGCAUGGUGCCGAAAAUGGAAGGCCGUUUCCCGCAAGUGUCAGGAGUGCGCUUUGUGUACGACCCGAGCGCCAUGUCGGGCCAACGCAUUGUUUUUGCACGCGUUGGCGACGACCCGGCAACCGACCGCCCUGUCGAUCUGAACGCCAAGUACACGAUCGCAACUCGCGCCUACAUGGCCUCGGGCAAGGAUGGCUACGAGGAGCUUGCAAAGGCUGAGAUUGUUCGCGAGGAGGAGCAGGGCCACCUCCUUUCGACGCUCUUCCGCCGCUUUUUCCUCAAGCUCAAGGUGCUCAACGCCUUUGGCAACAGCCGUCGUGCGCUUCGCAGCGCUGUCAACCACUUCAAGGCGCACAUCCACCAUCCAAGCUCUGCAGAGCUGGUGGCCCCGCUGACGCCUUCGCCAACUCCCGCGGCUCAGCCCCUGCUGGCUCCUCCUGCCAGCGGCGAGCCUCCUCAGUUGAAGAAGAACCACAGCGGGCUCGAGCUUGUCGGCAAGUUCCUCAAGCUCGCCCCGACCCCUCAAGACCGGAUUCUGACGGUGGCCGAGGCCGAAGCGAAGGGCGUUUCGCUUGAGUGAACGUGUUUUUGGCUUGUUUCCCUUUUCGUUCUUUUCUUUGUUUGUUGCCUUCUUUGCUGUUGGUUUUUUUAAUGUUGGAUUUCUGUGUGUGCGUAUUUUGCUUCAAUGUUGCUUCCUCCUCGCGACGGUGACGAUGCGAUUGCUCUGUCCUGUACCUCGGCGUCGUGUUGAAAUGAGGCUUUUGCUCACUUUUCACUCAAUUUCACAAUUUCAAUUUCAG
Molecule: messenger RNA, 2011 nt
Organism: Capsaspora owczarzaki ATCC 30864
Lineage: Eukaryota; Filasterea; Ministeriida; Capsasporidae
Exons: 6
Coding region: 16-1791 (591 amino acids)
Biological process (GO): nucleotide catabolic process
Molecular function (GO): hydrolase activity
Source: RefSeq, a predicted model, not a curated record